AUGUUAGCCAUCAGCCUGCCACCUGAACUGCAGAAUUUAAGAUUCACCAGCUCUCACAACCCUCCCCUGAGAGACACAGUCUUCAUGACCCCCAGAGUCUGUUUGCAAAUGGCUGCCAAUUCAUGGGAUGAGGGUGUUCUUGCUUCCCUAACACACAUAAUUUAUACCAUGCACUUUUCUACCAGUGGCUCCAGGAAAAGUCACCAUUUUUUUUGUGAAGUCAUAGCCCCUCUGAAACUCUCUUGUGAGGACUCUUCCACCUAUGAGAAAGUGGUCUUAGUGUCAGACAGUGUUUUCCUUCUUAUCCCUUUUGGAUUAAUUCUGACCUCCUACACCCUCAUCUUCCUUGCUGUCCUCUGUAUGAACUCCCCUGAGGGCAAGAAAAAAGCUCUGGCCUCCUGCUCCUCUCAUGUCAGUGUAGUGAGCCUCUACUUUGGUCCAGCCAUGAUUAGCUACAUGGCACCAGGUUCCUCUUUCCCCACAGAGGUGGACCAACAUCUCUUUGUGUUUGAUGUUCUCAUCACUCCCAUGCUGAACCCCCUAAUCUACAUCGUGAGGAACAAGGAGGUGGUGGGGGCUCUGAGGAAGGCGUUGGGAAGAACGCUGAUUGUUAAGCAGGAAACAAGAUGA
Messenger RNA from Trichechus manatus latirostris (Florida manatee), 630 nucleotides. Its product is annotated as olfactory receptor 2T1-like. Gene Ontology annotation, cellular component: plasma membrane. The transcript has 2 exons. The record is from RefSeq and is a predicted model, not a curated record. The coding region runs from base 1 to 630 and encodes 209 amino acids. Gene Ontology annotation, biological process: G protein-coupled receptor signaling pathway; detection of chemical stimulus involved in sensory perception of smell. Lineage: Eukaryota; Metazoa; Chordata; Mammalia; Sirenia; Trichechidae. Gene Ontology annotation, molecular function: olfactory receptor activity.